AUGUUUGAUGUCAUCCCCAAACGCUAUGUUUUUGCAUUGAUUGGAUUAGCGGCCGCGACAUUGGCUAUAAUGCUUCAAUCUAAUCUCAGUAUGGCUAUUGUCUAUAUGGUUCAUUGGUCCAAUCAAAAUUCCUUUAACAAUCCAUCAAGAAGAGAAUGCCCUGAAAAUCAAAAUAUCAAAAGCAACUUAACUCAGUGGGAGAAGAUGCCAUACGGAGAUUUAGAUUGGAGUCCUGAAACACAAGGCCUGGCAAUUGGUAUUCAAUUCGUAGGCAUCAUGAUUGGUUGCAUACCUGGAGGGCGAUUAGCUGAAGUUUACGGCAGCAAGAUUAUACUGAUAAGCACUCUUCUUUUAGCGUCUUUUGCCACGGCAUUGUUACCAUCGGCAGCAUAUUCAUCUGUUUAUGCAUUUAUGUUUUGCAGGGUCAUUGUAGGUUUGGGGAUUUCCCCAGUGUUUCCAGUUCUAGUCUAUAUGAUCUCACAUUGGAUUCCAGCUUCAGAACAGAGCUUUGUAUCUUCUUUCAUGCUUGCGGGAUAUGGAACAGGAACGUUCAUUUCAUAUGUUGCAGCUGGUUUUCUGUGUUCUUCUGAUUUUUUAGGUGGUUGGCCAUCUGUUUUUUAUUUGAGUGCUCUUAGUGGAUUAAUUUGGAGUAUUUGGGCGUAUUUUGCCUUAUAUGAUGAGCCCCAAAGGCAUCCAACUAUCAGCAUGGAAGAAGUGGACUAUAUUAACAAGCAUACAUCGUCUCAAACGAAAAAGGUAAAAUCCAUCCCUUGGAAAUCUAUGGCGACUUCCGUUCCGCUUUGGGCUUUAGCCAUAGGGGCGUUUGGUCAGUUUUGGAUCAUAGCAUUUUUUGCCACGUCUUUAACCCUUUAUAUGGGAACUGUUCUCAAUUUGGAUAGUGUGGAGAACGGAUAUAUUUCUUGUAUCCCAAACUUACUUAGAGCAGUUUUGGCUUGCCUUGUUGGCGUUGGCAUUGACUAUGCUUUGGAGAAAACAGAAAUUCCGAUAACUUAUAUAAGAAAAGGAGCGACAAUAGCAAAUUCCAUUACUGCAGUACUUGGUUUCGCAGGAGUUUUAUAUGCUGGAUGCGAUAUAACUAUCAAUGCCAUUUGGUUUAUAAUAGCAUGUAUAUCAAAUGAUUUCACUAUAUUUGGCGUUUGUUUAGUUCCAGUAGAUUUGGCACCACAUCUUUCAGUUUCCGGAGAAGAUCACAGAAGGUUCUCGAAGAAACAGCAUACUUCGUCUCCUAUUGCUCCUAACGUAAAAUUUCCUGAAAGUUCUAGUAUCAACAGUUUUCUUGCCAAAUUAGUUGCUAUUUCGCCAAAUGAUACCAAGUUUAUCGGCAAGGCCGGAGGUCAUUGA
Molecule: messenger RNA, 1362 nt
Organism: Argiope bruennichi
Lineage: Eukaryota; Metazoa; Arthropoda; Arachnida; Araneae; Araneidae
Product: sialin-like
Exons: 9
Coding region: 1-1362 (453 amino acids)
Biological process (GO): transmembrane transport; monoatomic anion transport
Molecular function (GO): transmembrane transporter activity
Source: RefSeq, a predicted model, not a curated record